Molecule: messenger RNA, 1084 nt
Organism: Contarinia nasturtii (swede midge)
Lineage: Eukaryota; Metazoa; Arthropoda; Insecta; Diptera; Cecidomyiidae
Gene: Pabp2
Product: polyadenylate-binding protein 2
Exons: 3
Coding region: 234-911 (225 amino acids)
Molecular function (GO): RNA binding
Source: RefSeq, a predicted model, not a curated record
UCGAGUUGAAGUUUUACUAGUAUUUACCGCGUGUAAUAGCAUAGUGAACGUUCAUUUUCAAGUCACAAAAAAAAUAUAUUCACAACUUUUUUCUCAUUCAUUUUUACGGUGAUAAUCGGUAUUUUAUAUACAAUUGAGUUGAUUUUUUUUCUUAAGCGGUGAUAUCUAGAUUGGUUAUUUAUAUUUAAAUUUAAAGAAGUGAACGAAAAAAAGAAAGAAAAAAUAAUACCAGAAUGGCCGACGAAGAUAUUUCAUUAACCGAAGAUCAACUUCUCGAAAACUUAGACGAUGGAAACAAUGGCGAUGCCGAAUUCCUAAAUGAGGACGAAUCGAUUCAUCAAAUUAUCGAUCCGGAAUUAGAGGCGAUAAAGGCCCGCGUUAAAGAAAUGGAAGAAGAAGCUGAAAAACUGAAGCAAAUGCAAUCCGAGGUCAAUAAACAAAUGACAAUGAGCUCACCAACGGGCAUUGCAGCCAUUCCUUUAUCGAUCGAAGAGAAACGGGAAAUAGAUGAUCGAUCAAUUUAUGUGGGAAAUGUUGACUAUGGUGCAACCGCCGAAGAAUUGGAAGCGCAUUUCCACGGUUGCGGCAGCAUGAAUCGUGUUACAAUUUUAUGCAAUAAAGCUGACGGACAUCCCAAAGGAUUUGCGUACAUUGAAUUUGGUUCGAAAGAUUUUGUUGAGACCGCAUUAGCAAUGAAUGAAACAUUGUUCCGAGGACGUCAAAUCAAAGUAAUGGCUAAGCGAACAAAUCGGCCUGGUAUUUCAUCGACAAAUCGUAUGCCACGAGGUUUUCGGGGUCGUGGACGUGGUAUUGCGCGCGGUGCAGCUGGUUGCUGUCACGGUUCAUUCAGAGGCACUCGACGACCAAUACGGGGUUACAGGGGACGCGCCAAUUACUAUACGCCAUAUUAAAGAUUUACCAGUUGAAAUGUUGCUGAUUACAUCAUAUCGGCCUGUUGAGCAGAUGAAGCAAAAAUGGGUAAGAUUUUCACUUUUUUUUCUUCUUAAUACACAUUCACCCAUCAUAUUAAGAGAAAAAAAAAUAUGAGCACAAAAAUAAGAAAAAUAACGAAGAAGAAAAAGAU